Molecule: messenger RNA, 474 nt
Organism: Pochonia chlamydosporia 170
Lineage: Eukaryota; Fungi; Ascomycota; Sordariomycetes; Hypocreales; Clavicipitaceae
Exons: 2
Coding region: 1-474 (157 amino acids)
Molecular function (GO): protein dimerization activity
Source: RefSeq, a predicted model, not a curated record
AUGGCGACUUUCCUUGUCUGCUCCGCACUCUACAGUUCUGUCAAAGCAGGGAAACAUCGGGCUUAUAGGACGUCGACAUUGCCAGGCAGAACUUCAUCUCAAGGCUCCCUAAACGCAGAUCGCGACGAGUAUGACCACUGGCUCUCGAACCCUGAUGCCAAAAACGAUGCACUGGUCACCGGCCCCCUCCAAUAUUGGUGGGAGAGACGAGAUGAUUAUCCGCGGCUGUCACGAAUGGCCCUCGACCUCCUUUCUACCCCUCCCAUGUCGGCAGAGUGUGAAAGACUGUUCAGCGUUACUGGACAAAUAAUGUUACCUCUACGGACUCGAUUGGAAGCCAGCACAAUUGGGAUUACGCAGACAUUGAGAUCCUGGGUGCGGAAUGGGCUAAUUGAAGCGGCCGACGCGUUAGUUGACGUGUCGGAAGAGGUUGUGGACAGUAUAAUAUGGGAUGGUGAGGAGGAAAGAAGUUAG